Laccaria bicolor S238N-H82 is the source of this 3411-nucleotide messenger RNA. RefSeq lists its product as uncharacterized. The record is from RefSeq and is a predicted model, not a curated record. Bases 1 to 3411 code for a protein of 1136 amino acids. Lineage: Eukaryota; Fungi; Basidiomycota; Agaricomycetes; Agaricales; Hydnangiaceae. The transcript has 14 exons.
AUGAUUAUCCUUGAAGACGUCCCGCGAACCCAUUUUGUUCCCAAAUUCAACAGGCGUAAGGCCCUAGGGUGCGGGCCAAGUUUGGUUGGUCGUUCAUUGCAAAGAGGAAACAGUGGCUGGGGAAAGAUGAAAGAUUGGACUGAAGCAUUGAUGAAUUUUCGAGAGGAAAUGUCAACUCUAGGUGGAGAGGGAAACUCUGGUCAUUCGGCGGCGAACAUUGACGUCACCUUGCUGCGAUCGAUCUCUUCUAAAUUGAAACACGGAAAAGCACUGGUAUCAGUCACAAACAUUGAGGCAGCUGGGUUAUUGUUGAGGGCCAUUUGGAAGGGAUACUGGUCGGAUGCCAGUAACAAGGAAAAUGUGAUCGACUUCCUGACAAAGGCAGAUCACAAACCGCUGGAGAGUUUGGGGGAUCUGGACAUUGAUGCAAUCCGUCAACCUAUCAAAGAUUUCCAUCGUUUAAAUCUACCAAUCCACGUGGCUGGGUUCCUGUCCCCCUUGGGACUUAUCACUGGAGUACCAUUGUGCAGUCGCGACUACGAUCGAUACUCAAUCUUCUUAGUAGGUCUUUUCAUGUGGAGAGCCUUAGGAAAUAUGCAACCAAUCCUGUUACGUUGCGUUGAAAAACUUCUUUGGCAUGCUAUCAUUUCCGUCGCCCAGGGACAAGAAACCGGACAUUCCGCUCUAGUAACCUUUCUCGCGCAGGUUCCAUGGGAGAAGCUCGGUAGUGUUCAGGAUAGUGAACGUCGAUGGUUCCACGCGGUGGAAAAAAAGGAAAUGAGAUAUCUGGAAGAAUUCGACGAUAUCGAUAUCAAAGAACUUCCUUUAUCUUGGCCGUUGAGGAUAACGGAGGAUGGACACCCCAAUAGCGAUCAGCAUCACAAUCCCGAACCAAACUGUUGUUGCCCUAGAGAUCGGACCAUCGGAGAUGGUGCUUUGGACGACAGCCACGGCGACCAAGCACCCGAAGGCCUCAAUAGCAGUGCUCAGCAUCACAAUCCUGACCCAGAAUGUUGUGACGCUGGCAAUGGGAUGAUCAGAGAUGAUGCUUUGGACGACAGCCACAGCGACCAAACACCCGAAGGCCGCCCCAAUAGCAGUGAUCAGCAUCACAAUCCUGACCCAGAACAUUGUGGCGAUCGGAUGGUUCGCGGCGACCAAGCACCCGAAGGCCGUCCCAAAGGUGAUCAGCAUCGCAAUCCCGAACCAGAAUGUUGUGGCACCGGCGAUCAGAAGGCUGGAAAUGGUGCUUUGGGCGGCCGCACUGACGGCUGCAGCGAAGAUAUACUAGGAGAUCUAAGUGAUUUAUCUGAACUAUCUUCUGACGAAGACGUCCCCCCUCCAGUUCCAGACAAGGCAAAGAGAAAUACUGGCAAGGGCUUGGGCCGCCCCAGCCGCAAAACUCCCACAAAAAGCGAAGGGAAAGCUAUGGCCAUAACGGGGAUCGGGUCAGUCUCUGAAUGGCCAAUCGAUGAAGCUGAAAUGGAGCGCCUAGCGGCACCUCGACCCCCGCUAACCCUAGAAUUUGACAAGAUCACCCAGGUAGUUAGCUCUUUCAUUUUGGACGGUCAUGGCUUGGGGCUAACUCCGUAUCAGAAAUACAAAAGCCCCAAGCAAUACUUGCUUUACGGUCCACAUGAAGACAACUCGACCACUUACAUACCUUCCUUUCAUGCAAAAACAGACCUGGGUCAUUUUGACGCAGUGUGGGAUUCUGUUUUGCGGCAGUAUACCUCAAAACCGGACGAUUCAAUCUUUUGGAUAUCCACACAUAAUAACUUCAAAAAAAUGAGUCAUGGACAAAAACAGGACUUGAUGCGCAGAAAAAAGGUUCUCGUCAUCACUGGUCUGCCAAUGGAUGGUCUUGCUUUCGAUGAAGACGGCAUGAGUGAAAUCGGUGGGAUUGAUGUGCCCGUUGACGUGCAGGAUCAAUCGAUCCCAGCCAAUAACGGCGAUUAUAACGUAAGGUUAAAAUUUGGAACUCUCAGGCAUCUGCUAGCAAGCGCAAGUUCGCGCGACGGGCGCACUCUGAAUGCCCUCAAUUUUCCCCUUGCCGUUGCUGAUGCGAAACCUGAUGGCAUUGCCAGCGACCUUGCAGCCUGGAUCGCAACUGAAAACACUGCUUGGUGUAACGCUUCCUCCUCCCAUUUCCCCAGUCGCGACGUCCGCUGGGGAUUGGCCGGCAACACGAAUGCCAUCCACUAUUGGCAUAUAGAUUCAGAUGGCUUUGGUACCUUUGUUGAGCCUUUGGUCGGGGAAAAGUUGUGGCUAGUGGCACGUCCCUUGGAUGAUCCAGAUGCUUUCUCCAGAACGAAUAUCUUUUCAGUCGAACACUAUAAUAUGGAGGGCCCGAACACCCAUAUAUUUGCUGUGGAAGCCAUGCUCCUGGUUCCUGGUACGCGACUGUAUAUGCCGCCUAAUACUCCGCAUUGGGUCCUGACUGUGUCCCAUGCGAUCUGCCACGGGGGACACUUCUAUUCUAGCGGUUCUAUUAGGGAAACGGCUGUCGCACUUUAUCGUGCAUUUGCCUCAGGGGGGCAUCUGACGAAUACGACUCACGCCGCUUCACGCGUUCUUCUUCGACGACUGGGAUUCUUUUGGCACUCGAAUAUUGUUCUUGGGGAAAACAGAGGCUCAACCCGUUUUUCUGCUCAUGUUCCAGAUAUUACGAUGUGGGAAGGCGUUUUGGAUCUCCUCUCAUUUUGCGCUCUUAUGGAGUUGCUGAAUGUUGUCGAUCAAUCGACGUACGAGGUUGCGUCGUCCACAUGCAAUUUCGACUCUUCCCGCCCUGCUGAUCCAGGGAUGUCUCCCCUCCACCGUUUGGAGUGCAUUGCUGCGCGGAGGAUCAGCCGAGAAAUGUUGCUACAUUUCUUUACCAACUAUGAACUUCUGGACUCCAGCGGUAGAUCGAUCGACGGCGUGCGCAACCUCUGGUGGAAGUAUUUGGGUCGGCAAGUGAAGUGUCUGGUGGAUCUCAAGCUCAUGUCUUUGAGGGAGGGUAUUGGUGGAGCAAAGGACUGUACUAAGGAAAAGUUUCAGAUGCAAAUAGCCCUUUUCUACAAGGGAUUUCCUCAUGAAUUCCGCGCUUUAGCCAUGGCCAACGAGGUGGACAGUUUUUCGUGGCCAAAAACAAACAGCCAUCAAGUCAGGGCCCUCAACCAUCCAAAGGCUGACGUUCGUUGUCUAUUCGAUCUUUCAGGGUUGACUGGCCAAGACAGACUAUAUUUUCAAGCUGUGAAGAAUGCACCGUUCAAGCUCGAACCGGCUGAUUUGCAACCAGAGGCAGAUCUAGAUAGAAUGGAAGUCAGUAGUGACGUGGAGAAAGACUUCGAGUCUCUACCUCCCCUGAAAAGAGCAGCUAUACACGAUGCUUCCGCACCUCCAGGGAAAAGACGCAGAAAGAAGACGUAG